UAAGUCAACAAAUUGAACGAUGAACAUGUUUCGCAAUAAUAUCAGCACUGAAACGAAUUAGUAAAUUGAAAUAAAUUUGAUUUUUAUUUACUUUCAGCUCAAACACAAAAUGUCUCCGUUCUUCGCUGCGAUCUUUUUGCACAGCCUGUGCCUUGCCACCGCCAUCAACUUCACAACCGUCUACGAGUGGGAAACAUUCGAUUUCGACUGCCCAUAUGGAAAGAUUAGACAAGAUUUUGAUCCAAAGAAUGUUUAUCUUCAAAACAUGGCAGUUUUUGAGAGAAGGCUGUUUCUAAGCCUUAAUUUGGAUUCUGGAAUUCCCGCCACUUUAGUGUGGGUGCCAACGAGCGGAACUUCAGCUGCACCUCCAAAGCUUUCUCCUUUCCCAACCUGGCAUUUACACGAAAAGCACAACUGCCACACAAUUCAGAGGGCCAGAGGAAUGGAAACGGACACUGGUGGUCGGUUGUGGGUGCUCGAUAACGGCAGCUGGGAAUGUCCGAAGAGCAAACUUUGGAUAUUCGACAUGUUCGACAUCGACGAAACCGAGCGUGUUCACGAAUUCCCGGAUGCAGUCGUCUCUCAUACGUAUAAAACAAGGGUCCUGCGUAAUAUCGUGCUGGACAAAACGCCUGACGAUAAUCUUGCGUACAUCACGGAAUCUGAAUCUGAGCACCUCGUAGUUUACAGCCGAAAAAUGGACAAAUCCUGGACAGUUAAAACACCAGGCAGAAAAUGGUAUUCGUUGGCCCUCUCUCCUGACAUGGAAGCGACGAAACAGUUGUACCUUGCAAGAGCUUUUUCCUAUGAACUGUACUCGGUGUCUGUUUCUGAGCUGAAGAAUGAAGGUGGAACCGCUGCUGUGAAACUAAUCGGCGAAUGGACUGGAGUGCCUUACAGAAUGCUAAUCGACAGUGCCAAUGUCUUGUAUGCCGCCUUUUUCGACAAGAAUUACCUCUCGAAAUGGAAUAUUUCGGAGCCCUUCCAUGAGCAGCGAUUUCACGAGGUCGGAAGACUGGGUGCUUUUUAUCCAUUUAUUAUUGCUUUGGACACGACCAACACUUUAUGGAUGACGGAGAGAAAUCAAUCUGGGGGUGCGAAUGAGACUAGGAAUAAACUACUCAAGGCGGAUGUCGACGUAAGAUCGUAUUCAUUCAGCGUGUCCACAGGCUCGACUACGCCUCAAGUUAACGUGACUUCGGAAGUCGUGAAAAGCGCGCAAGAUCCAACAAUCGGUGGACAUGCUGGUCUUGUAGCAGAUCACCGCAAAAGUCAGUUUUCGAACACAAUUAUGAUUUUGUUGCUCGUGUGUUUCUUGGUCUUGAGCAGCACUGUCAUCGUGUGGCUGACCCUGAGGAUGAGAAGAAUGCAAACCUCUUUCAGGCAGAUUCCCUUUGAAAAUAAUGGCGAAAUGUUCGUUUUCCUGGAUAGCAAACACGGAGAUUAAUAUAAAAUAAUCUUUUAUUUGUAAGAUUUUUUGAGGUAAAUAAAAGUAUCUGUUUGGAAUUUUCCCUAAUUAAA
Messenger RNA from Cloeon dipterum, 1521 nucleotides. Its product is annotated as protein yellow-like. The transcript is spliced from 4 exons. Bases 110 to 1447 code for a protein of 445 amino acids. NCBI's taxonomy places the organism in Eukaryota, Metazoa, Arthropoda, Insecta, Ephemeroptera, Baetidae. The record is from RefSeq and is a predicted model, not a curated record.